Trematomus bernacchii (emerald rockcod) is the source of this 1236-nucleotide messenger RNA. RefSeq names its product olfactory receptor 14A16. The record is from RefSeq and is a predicted model, not a curated record. NCBI's taxonomy places the organism in Eukaryota, Metazoa, Chordata, Actinopteri, Perciformes, Nototheniidae. Gene Ontology annotation, cellular component: membrane. Bases 1 to 1236 code for a protein of 411 amino acids. Gene Ontology annotation, molecular function: G protein-coupled receptor activity. Gene Ontology annotation, biological process: G protein-coupled receptor signaling pathway. The transcript is spliced from 2 exons.
AUGUCAGCAGCUCCUGUGAUGAGGGUCGCAGAGGCACACAACCACACCGGCCUGUGCGACUGGAUCAGCGGGGGGAACCGAACUGCGCCGCGCGUCACGGAGCGGCUGGACGCUGCCGGCUGCCUCUUUCUAUCCAUCCUGCCCCAUGGACAGGCAGUCCCCGCGCUUAUUGUGAUUUUUGUGCUCCUGACACUCUCCUCAUUUCUGGUUAACGGGUUUAUCCUCUUCAGACUGGGACGCUCUGAAGUUGCGCUCUUUAAGAAUCUGAUCCUGAGCGACCUCCUGCAGACUUUCACCUUCGGUCCCGCGGUCAUCCACUCGCUGAUUCAACGCCGGACGAUUGUGUUCAGCACCUGGUGUCACAUGCAGUACUUUGUGGGGACCGUGACCAUUUUCUCCAGCCUCCUAGCCAUCACGUGCAUGGCGCUGGAGCGCUACUUAGCCGGGGCCUUAUACGUGUGCCACGCCAUCCACUACUUGGUGAUCAUCACUCAGGCGCGCCUGCGGAAAGCCUUGAGCGUAAUUUGGCUGUACUCCACCUCCGUGGCCACCAUCAACAUGCUGCUGCUGAACAUCCUGGGAAGAGGGCAGGACAACGAGCCGGUCACCAGCGGGCUGCUGUGCGAGCCGGACAUGAUGGAGAAGUACAUGGGUUUCCCCCGUGCCUCUGCCGUUUUACGCAAGUCUUUGGGCUUCUUUACUCUGCUGCUGUGCCUGUUCGUGUACGCGUUCUCCUACAUCAGGAUGUACCAGGACGCGCGCAAGGCGAUGAUUCCGUUCCACGCGGUCAACAGCAGGGCGCGCAAUACUGUGCUGUUCUACUGCGGCAUGCUGUUCCUGCAGCUGCUGCCGCUGCUGCUCAAAGUCACCUCGGACGCGAUGUGGGAGGUGGAGGGCACCGCGGCUAUACUGGCGCCGCCGCCUUCCAAGCCGACCCCCUCGGCCACGGCAGCCGCGCUCCACAUGUCGUUGUUGGUGAUGCUUUUAGUGCCUCCGUUCAUCAACCCGCUGGUGUACGGGCUGAGGAACACGGAGACGAGGCACGCGCUGCUCAGCAUCUUCAGCUGCUGGACGGAGAGGAGGCGCGCAGCUGUGCACGGAAUGGAGGAGAUAAGAGUUGGACACUGUAGAAUGAUCGAGGGUCGAGUAUCUUUCACGACUCAGGUUUAUUGUACAGUAAGUCAAGACAUUACAGUAAGCAGCAACAUGACAACUCGCGGGCUUACUCCGAAGUAA